Macrosiphum euphorbiae (potato aphid) is the source of this 1644-nucleotide messenger RNA. The record is from the annotation of a GenBank genome assembly. Lineage: Eukaryota; Metazoa; Arthropoda; Insecta; Hemiptera; Aphididae.
AUGGCUUUUACACCAGGAUCAGCCGUUUCUCCGUCUGCCGAUAUUGAGUUAGCUUUGGCAUGCAGGGGGCUGUCUGGUACAGAUGUUAUGUCAAAAUCUGACCCGAUGUGUGUAACAUAUGUACAACCUUUUGGCCAAAAUAAAUGGGUAGAGUUUCACCGAACUGAAACUGUCAAAAAUAAUCAGGAUCCAAAUUUUGUUUCCAAAGUAUUGAUAAGCUACAGAUUUGAAGAAAAACAGCCGCUGUUGUUUGAAGUGUACGAUACUGAUUCAAAAGAUAAAGAUUUGUCAGCACAUGAUUUUCUUGGAACUAUUACAAUUCCUUUGGGACAACUUGUUGCUAACAAACGUAACAAGUUACAACUGACAGAUCGUGAUGGUCAUUUAAAAAGUAGUUAUUUAGUUAUAACAGCGGAAGAAUUGGGUAUGGAUAGAGAUGAAGUAAUAUUAGAAAUGAGCGGAUUUAAAUUGGACAAAAAAGAUUUCUUUGGUAAAUCUGAUCCAUUUUUGGAAAUCUUUAAGCUUACAGAUACUGGCAAUUACACAUUGGUUUAUAAAACUGAUGUUAUUAAGGAUACAUUAACUCCUCGAUGGAAGAAAUUUACUAUUCCUGUUCGGACAUUUUGUAAUGGGGAUUAUGAACGUGAUUUAAAAAUUAUUUGUUUUGAUUGGAAUUCAAGUGGUGAUCAUAGCCUGAUUGGUGAAUUUCAUACCACUCUAAAAGGUCUCUCAAAUCCUAAUGCUACUUUUAAAUGCAUUAAUGGAAAGAAAAAAGAAAAAAAAAAAGAUUAUAAAGAUUCUGGAGAAAUACGUGUAGAAUACAUAAAAAUACAAUCUACUUAUACAUUCUUAGAUUAUGUCCAAGGAGGAACAGAGAUAUUUUGUACAGUGGCUGUUGAUUUUACUGCUUCAAACGGUAAUCCAUCAAAACCAUCAUCUUUGCAUUUCAUAAAUAAUGCAGGUAUGAAUAGUUAUGAACAAGCAAUGUGGAGUGUUGUAUCUAUAAUUGAAGACUACGAUUCUGAUAAACAAUUCCCUGUGUUGGGUUUUGGAGCUAAAAUACCACCUAAUGGACAAGUAUCACAUGAAUUUUUUGUUAAUAUGAAUCCUGAAAAUCCACAUUGUUUUGGCGUAAGAGGUGUGUUGGAUGCAUAUCGUCAUUGUAUUAAUCAAGUGCAGUUAUAUGGACCUACAAAUUUUGCGCCUGUUAUCAAUCAUGUAGCUAAAAUAGCUCAAAAUAACCGAGAUGGGAGUGGUUAUUUCAUUUUACUUAUACUGACUGAUGGAGUUAUUACUGACAUGCCAGAUACCAUACAGGCUAUUAUAACAGCAUCUUCAUUACCAAUUUCUAUAAUUAUUGUGGGUAUUGGAAAUGCAGAAUUUGAUGCAAUGGAAGAAUUGGACGCUGAUAAAGGAGGACUAAAAAUGAACGGAGUUAAAGCAGCAAGGGAUAUUGUCCAGUUUGUUGCGUUUAACAGUUAUCAUAAUCUUGACCCUAGUGUUGCUAAUUUACAUUUAGCAAAAGAUGUAUUGGCCGAAGUACCUAAACAAUUUAUGGACUAUAUGAAGAUUAACGGUAUUGUGCCUAAAAGGAGAGCAUCUCAAACCACAACACCAGAGAUUGAGGAUUUAAAAAUUCAAUGA